Messenger RNA from Ostertagia ostertagi, 477 nucleotides. The record is from the annotation of a GenBank genome assembly. NCBI's taxonomy places the organism in Eukaryota, Metazoa, Nematoda, Chromadorea, Rhabditida, Trichostrongylidae.
UGCGCUCCAGUACCAGGAGGUGUUUUCGUAAAAUUGUUAUCUCAAACCUGUCAAAGCUCGUUAGCGUUUGAAUUACCCUAUUUCUACGUCAUUAAGGUCGUUGCCGACAAAACGAAAGGGCAAGUUUUCAUCAAACAGUCAAAUGAUCAGCUCAUGCAUUUCUGCUGGAAGAACAGAGAAACAGGAGCCGUGGUUGAUGAUCUCAUAAUAUUUCCGGGAGAUACAGAAUUCAAGGAAGUGAAGGGAUGUCCUGACGGCAAAGUUUACAUGUUGAAAUUUAAAACUUCUGACGAACGUCGUCUUUUCUGGAUUCAAGAUGGCAAUGCAGAUGCAGACAAGGAUCUUUGCAAGAAGGUGAAUGAUGCUCUUAAUAAGCCACCAACUACUCGUGCUACCGCUCGAGGAGGCUCUUCGGAACGAACUACUGGAGGGUUGUCAACAGCUAAUUUAGCGGGCCUCAGUGGCAGUGAGGUAUGA